UGAACCCAUAAGACUAUAUAUCUCUAUAUGUCUAUGUAUUAACAUCAACAAUCCUCAAAAACACAAAAAAGAAGGAUAUGCCAACACUUCUAAGCUUUCUAUUGCUUCUGGUUCUAAAUCUUUCUUCACCAUCAUUUGCAACUGAUUCUCUUGAUGCAGAUUUUCUCCAAUGUCUAUCAAAUCAAACCAACUCACAAGACAACAUCUCCAACAUUGUGUACUCUCAAACCAGUCCUUCUUACACUCCUCUUCUACUCGCUUACAUUCGAAAUUCUCGAUACAACACAACAUCAACCCCAAAACCCUUGAUCAUAGUAACUCCUCAGGAUGAAUCCCAUGUCCAGGCUGUAGUGAUUUGUGCAAAAGAAGUUGGGUUUCAAAUCAAAAUCCGAAGCGGCGGGCACGACUACGAGGGCAUCUCAUACGUCUCUAACAUACCCUUUUUAGUCCUUGACAUGUUCAACAUUAAACGGAUCAAUGUUAGUUUACAAACACAGAGAGCUUAUGUCCAGGCAGGAGCCACAGUUGGUGAACUUUAUUAUAAAAUAUGGGAGAACAGUAGAGUCCACGGAUUCCCUGCCGGAGUCUGCCUUACAUUAGGAAUCGGAGGACAUUUUAGCGGUGGUGGGUACGGUACCAUGUUGAGGAAGUUUGGUUUAUCCGUGGACAAUGUGUUUGAUGCACAAAUAGUAGAUGUGAAUGGCAAAAUUCUUGACAGAAAAGCAAUGGGAGAGGAUCUUUUUUGGGCGAUUCGGGGAGGCGGUGGAGCAAGCUUUGGUGUUGUUCUUUCUUACUCAAUCAAUCUCGUUUCGGUCCCGGAAAUCGUGACAGUUUUUAGGGUAGAGAAAACAUUGGAAGCGAAUGCUACAGAUUUGGUCUAUAACUGGCAAUCUGUGGCACCAUCAAUUGAUAACAAUUUGUUCAUGAGAGUGCUAUUGCAGCCUGUGACAUCAAAAACCAAUAAGGGUGAGAAAACAGUGAGAGCAUCUGUUGUAGCAUUGUAUCUUGGCAAUGCAAAUACUCUUGUUAGCCUAUUGAAUAAGGAAUUCCCUGAAUUGGGUUUGAAGAAGGAGAAUUGUACUGAAAUGGGCUGGAUUGAUUCUGUGUUAUGGUGGGCUAAUUCUGAUAUUGGUACUUCCCCAAAUGCUAUGCUAGACCGACAUCCAAACACCGCGGGUUUGUUGAAGAGGAAAUCAGAUUAUGUACAAUCGCCAAUUUCAAAGAACGAUUUGGAGUCGAUUUGGAAGAAAAUGAUAGAGCAAGGGAAGGUAGGGAUGGUUUUCAAUCCAUAUGGAGGGAGAAUGGCUGAGAUUCCGGCCUCGGAAACCCCAUUUCCACACCGGGCGGGGAAGUUGUUCAAGAUACAAUACUCAGUGAAUUGGAAGGAAGAGGGAGGUGAGGCUGAAGAGAAGUAUUUGAGACAGGCAAGGGAGCUUUAUAGUUUCAUGACUCCAUUUGUGUCAAAGAAUCCAAGAAGUGCUUUCUUGAACUAUAGAGAUCUUGAUAUUGGGGUCAUGCCAAAUGGUACGAAUGACUAUAAGGCAGGGAGUGUUUAUGGGAUCAAGUAUUUCAAUGACAACUAUGAUAGGUUGGUGAAGGUGAAGACUGCUGUGGAUCCACAAAAUUUCUUCAGGAAUGAACAGAGCAUCCCAACUCUUCCAAUUAAUGUAUAGAAGAAACAUAAGGAGCUCUUUGAUUUAGUGGUAGCAUGCUCCUUUGAAUUUGAACCAAAACAAGGUUGGUGUCCCCUCAAUACUAAUAAUAAUCAUUAAAAAACCGUUACUUAUCAGGAAAAAAA
This is a messenger RNA of Tripterygium wilfordii, 1798 nucleotides long. RefSeq names its product berberine bridge enzyme-like 19. Gene Ontology annotation, molecular function: oxidoreductase activity; FAD binding. The transcript has a single exon. Bases 78 to 1673 code for a protein of 531 amino acids. The record is from RefSeq and is a predicted model, not a curated record. Lineage: Eukaryota; Viridiplantae; Streptophyta; Magnoliopsida; Celastrales; Celastraceae.